AUGGGCCUCAAGCGUCAACAAGCCAUGGAUGUGGCACCGUCGAUCGAGUCCACCAGCGCCUUCGCCCGCCACGACGCACCGCCGCAGUGCCACACACCGCUCGCGCCCAACGUCCUGACCUCCUCGUCGUCUCUGUCGCUUUCGUUAUUGUCCAGCGCCAGCAACAGCAGCGCCAGCAGCCACAGCAGUCGGACGUCCACUCAAGACAACGCCACUGUUCCGUCUCCUCCGCCCGUGUCCCGUCCCGAGCGCCACGUCGCGUCACUCACCGACGCCGAGCGGCGACUCGAGCGCGAGAGCGCGACGGACUUCCGACUUGGCCGCGCGCUGCUGCUGGCGACGCGGCGGGCGCGUGUAGCCGCUGCCCACGCGGCGCUCGCGCGUCGACGGACCGCCGCGCACCACGUGCUGCUGUACGCCAGUGAGAAGGCGCGCGCAGCGUACGCGCGUCGCUGUGGUGAGCUUCAGCGCGCGAUGAACGCCGACAUGGAACGGGAGCUCCGGCGGCUCCAGACGGCCAAAGACGGCGUGAGCGUCACGAGUCGUCGACGACGGGCCGUGCGCGACGACGCGCGCCGCAGUGGCGUUUCGGUCGCGCGGUCGGCCGCGAGCGGACUCGGCGUGCGGCGACGACGGAGUAUGUACACGAGCGAAGAAGACGAGGACGAGGACGAUCGACGGGCUGUCGGGCGCGGGCUGUGGGCCACGACGUCUGGGGAAGAACAAGCGCACCGCGCGCAGUUGCAGGAGAAGAAGUGGCUCGAGCGGCUCUUGGGUCGGGCGUCAGUGUUCCAGCCAGUGGUGCAGCACGUGGCUGCGAGCGAAGUGGCUGAGGACCUCGAGACGAUCCAAAGCGCUCUCUCGAUGCAGCAGGCGCAGGUGGAGACGACAGGCAGGACGACACGGUAUCAGAGGCACAAGGCAGCGCUACAGCAGCAACAGCAGCAGCACGUUGAAACGAACGAUGAGGAGAAGGAGCAGGUGAAGAAGCCGAAGCGACAGCGGCGGAUGAUGGGGACGCCGAGGGCAGUACGAGACGCAUCACGAGCUGCCGUUCCUGCAUCAAUGACACCGGUGCACAGGACUGCAAACACUGCAGCGACGUCUCGACGGCCUCGACUGCACUAUAACCCACACAUGCUACAGGAAGGACAGGAGAUCGAAGUGCUCAAGCGCCGGCAUACAAAAGCAGCUAGCGGUCGCGAACGCCAGGACGAAUGCGUGCUGUCCGGUACCAUUACUGCUGCCACGGCGACGCAGGUCUAUGUGCUCACAGCCAGCGGUCGCUUCGAGUCGUUUGACGUUCGGGACUGCAUUCGAGGCGUGCUCUACGUGCGGGCAGCUGCGGGCCACAACAGCCUGACCCACAGCGUCCAGGACGAGACGGACGCUAGCAGUGCGAUGGACUACACGAACCGAUGA
Molecule: messenger RNA, 1422 nt
Organism: Hyaloperonospora brassicae
Lineage: Eukaryota; Oomycota; Peronosporomycetes; Peronosporales; Peronosporaceae
Source: the annotation of a GenBank genome assembly